CCCGCGGCGUGCGACGUCCGUGGCUCUGUCGCGCGAGCGCGGGGCCUCUGCGCUGCGCCCCGCGUCUCAAAACAACAAAACAGAGGGCCCGGUGGCCCCAUUGUGUUGUCGCGUCGGCGGCGGUGGCGCAGAGCUCUCGGGGAAACCGCGCCGCGCAUUGUGGCCGCGCCGCGCACCGCUUCCUGAGCCUUUUUCCUGCCAGAGGCGGCCCCCACCCCGGGGUCGAGCCUCCGGGCCCCUUUCCGUUUCGUCUUCUCGCGACGGCGGCGGCGGCGGCGGCAGCGGAGUCUGAGUGAGGACGCGGCGAGGGUGCGGGGGGGUUUGGUCUGCGCGCGUGCGUGCAGGAGGAGCGCGCGCGAGCGAGGGCUUCUGUGCGUCAAGGUCGACUCGAACUCAAAUUCGUGCCUGGUGGGCAGGAGUUGCGGGGACAGGCGCGUGCGCCUUCUCCGCCACUCGGGCAGACACACCGACGACACGAACAGCUCACUGAGGAGACAAAGGCGGCAGGGCGUGGUGCUGCCUCCUACCCCCAUCGUGUUCCUUGUCGACUUUCAUAGGGGUCUGUUCGUGUAUCCGCUGCCGUGGCGAUGAAGACGCGAGCGCUGUACGAGCGGCGCACGUGAGCGCGGAUCUGCGGACAUGGAGGAUGGCGCCCCUCUGCGCGCCACAGUAACCGGGGAGCCCAACCGCGGCGAGACCUCCGUCUCCGCCGCCCCUCGAGUCGCCUCCAAGCCGCCACUCGCGCCCAAGCCGCAGCUCUCGAGGCCCGCGGUCGCCAGCGAGCUUCGACAGCUCGCGAGCCCCGACGGAAACGCGUGCGUCUCAUCGGACAGCAGCAGCAGCAACAGCAGCAACAACAACAACAGCAGCAGCAGAAGCAGCAACAGCAGCCGAAGCAGCAGCAGCAGCAGCGGCGGCAGUCACGGCGACGACGGUCGGGGAGAGCCUGCGGGCGAGAGCGCUGCCGCUCCCGUCGGACGCUUGUCCGAUGAUCGUCCCGACAUCAUCAGCACGGGCCACGUGACGCCCUGCUCGUGUCCCGCGCACGAUAAGCGCGCUCCCGGCGAGCUCCGCAUGCCCGAGUUCGUGCCCCACCACGGGGGCCCUGCUCAGCGGAGCCUCUCCUACUCGUGGCCCGAGGGGGCCCUGACGGCGCGCUCGUCGCUCGCGAUGGAGGAGGCGGCGUCUCUGUGCCAAGCGCGCUCGCGAGUUCGCUCUCUGGGCCCCGGGAUGGGCUGCGCGGGCGGGGGCACGGGACCGAGGCGCGCGCGGCGCUUGUUCUUCAGCCACUUUCACGACGGGGAAGGUCGCGGAGACCUCCACCUGUGGGAGCUUCAUCUGUCCCACGCCAGCGCGACGCAGCGCGCGGUCAGAGCCGCCGAGGGAGCUGAUGACGAUCACAACGACGACGACGAUGAACACGUCGAUGGUGACGAUGGCGACGAUGACGACGAUGACGAUGACCAGGAAGGCAGUGCAAAUGUCAGCGAUGGCUUCGUGGAAGCGCGGCAGCGAGCGGACGAGGCGAGCGGGGAGGCGGCGUCUCUGGAGGACGCGAGCGUGGCGCAAGGCAGCGGGCCGCACGAGGAGACGGAGCGCGUGGCCCCCGCUCCUCACUCCGCGGACGAGACUGAAGCCGCGCGGCCACUGGACGAGUGCGCCUCACGUUCUGGACGAGAAGGUGCCGAUUCCGAGAUUGCGACUGAGAAUACAGAUUCACUCGCGGAGCAGCAGGCGGAGGAGGAGGAGGAGGACGAGGAGGCGGCGGCGGCUCGUGCUCCCCCCACAGGCGGGGGCCAAGUUGCGCCCCAGCACUCCGUUGUCGAGGCCUCUCCUCUCGCCAAGUCGCAGCCGAGCACCGCGAGCGGACAGGAGGAUGACCACUACUGCGAGGUGGACUUCCUCGUGUCCCUCGCGGCGGAGGAGAGCUCGGACGGUCUCUACUCGGAGAUCCACGGCAUCAAGGACUGGAUCAGCAGCCUCUCCCUCAGCCCGGAGCGAAGGGGCCUCCUCUCGCGAGUCAAGUCCCUCACGGGAAGCUCGCUGUUCCACAGAGCGCUGGCCGACGACAGCGACACGCACUCCGACACGUGCUCCGAGGGCUCCUUCACGGGCACGCCGCGCAGCCUCAGCUGCGGCAGCCGCCUCGUCAAGGAGCGCUCCUGCGAGCAGGUGGCGAGGAGCAGGGUCGGGGGAGGCGCCCCCCCACCCUCCGCCGGCUCCCCUCGGCCGUGGGGGGGCGCCCCCGGCGGCGGCGGCGGGCAAGACCCCCAGCACGCGCCGCCUCGCCACGGCGCCGCGAUGUCGCCCUUGGAGCGGAGGAAGCGCCCCGAGUUCUCGCCGCCGUCGCCCCUCGCGGCGAGGGGGCCUCGCGGGGGCGCGCGCGCCCCGCCGCCGUGGGGGUCGAACCCGGGCGCGUCUUCCGUCGGGGACAUCCCGCCGCCCUUCGAGCUGGCGCCCAUCACGAAGAAGCCGCUCGCCAAGAGCUCGCCGUCCAUCCUCAUGACGCUGGAGCCCCAGGACAACAAGCACGCGUCGAAGCGCGCGUCCAAAAAGAAGAGCUCCCUCAAGCGCCUGCUGCCCUUCAAGAUCUCGGUGAGGAAGAAGCACGCGGAGCAGCCCAAGUGGCCGUCGGAGGGCGCGGGGCUCCACGCGCGCGGCGCCGAGGCGGACGAGCGCAGGCACAAGGGGCCGCGCGCUUCCCCGGGGAUCCAGCGGGUCAUGGCUCUCGGGGCGCGCGGCUCCAAGGAGCACGGCAACAACAACAGCGGCGGCGGUGGCAGCAGCAGGCACAACUACAGCGGCAGCAGCAGCAGCAGCAGGAUCUGCCGGGUGGAAUCGUUUGAGAGUCGCCCACGACCGCCGCACGCGCCCCAUCCGCUCACCAAGCCGCGCUCCAUCUCCUUCCCCAACCCGAGUCCCUGCACGGAGUACGAGAACGUGCCGGUGGCCAACAGCGACUACGAGAACAUGACGCCGCCCGUGCGCAAGAGCAGCAAGCGGUUCGCGGCCAAGGCGAGUCAGCCCAGGGGCUUCUUCGGCGACGAGGCGGGCGCGCGGGGCAGCGGCGGGCAGAGUUGCAGAGGGGUCCCGCGCAGGGAUGCGGAGGGCAGGGGGUCCGGGGAACGCGGCAGCGACACGGACGGAUACGUGGACAUGAGCAACUUCCCGUGUCUGGAGGCGCGGCGAGCUCCGAGCUGCUCGUCCAGCAGGAGCGACGCGACACCGGGGGGGAGGGCGGGGAACUACGGAGCGGACGCGCCGUCCGAGGAUGACGACGACGAGGACGAGGAGGAGGAGGGCGGUCCGGGCUCGAGGCUCCACCACCACCAUCACCACCACCACCCCAGCGCUCCACGCACCGCUCAGACAGAGGAGGAGAAGCGGAGCCGUGCAUUUGAAAUUGCUCGAGAAAUCAUGCGCUCGGAGAAAAGCUUUGUUGAGUCUAUCAAGUUGCUCCAUUUGGAGUUCCGUGACGCCGUGGCUCACGCGGGCCACGCGCAGGGCUGGCCCGUGCUGGAGGACCGGGCGCUCGGACAGAUCCUCUCCUACCUGCCGCAGCUCUACGCGCUCAACCGCGAGCUGCUGCGAGACUUCGUGGAGCGCGUCUCACGCUGGGAGGAGAGUCCCCGCAUAGCGGACGUGUUCGUGCGCAAGGGCCCUUACCUGAAGCUCUACUCGGCCUACGUGCGCGAAUUCGACAACAACAUCGCCGUGCUGGACGAGAGCUGCCGUGCCGUCCCGGCCUUCGCAGCGCUCGUGCGAGAGUUCGAGAGGAGAACGUGCUGCGGAAAUCUUCCGCUCAAACACUUCUUGCUCAAGCCCGUGCAGAGGAUCCCGCAGUACAAGUGGCUCCUGACCGAUUACUUGAGGCAUCUGUCCCCGGAAUCUCCAGACUACGCGGACACACAGGCUGCCAUCGCCAUCAUAAGUGAAGUGGCAUCUCACACCAACGACUGCAUGCGCCAAGGGGAUAACUUCCAGAAGUUGCUCCAAAUUCAGCAGAGUCUGCAGGGCAGCCCCGAGGUGGUGCGGCCAGGACGCGUUUUUCUCAAGGAAGGAACUCUGUUUAAGCUGUGCCGGAAAGCGCUCCAGUCUCGCAUGUUUUUCUUGAUGAACGACGCUCUUCUGUACGCCACAGCCCAGCCGAGCGGGCGCGUGAAACUCAACAGCGAGAUCUGCCUGGGCAGCCUGCAGGCGAGCAAGCCAGCGGUGGAGACGCUCGCCAACGAGCUACACUUUACGACUCCCGAGAAGACGUUCAUUCUGUCGGCAAGCUCUCCAGAGGAGCGGGACGCAUGGCUCCUCAUCGUGUCUAACGCUGUGGAGGACUUCAAGCGUAAGCGCUCGACUUUUCGCAGUGUGGGGCAGACCGCAGGCGAGGAGGGUGGCGAGGCUCGGGAGGGGAAGCCGGGCUCCCCGCUAGGGACCCAGGCCCCGCCGUGGAUCCCCGACGCCCGGGUGCCGCUCUGCAUGAUCUGCCUCUCCAGCUUCUCCCUGACGUGGCGGCGCUACCACUGCCGCGCGUGCGGGAAGAUCGUGUGCCGCGCAUGCUCCGCUCACAAGUUCCCACUCAAGCACCUCCGGGACAAGCCGGCCAAGGUGUGCGACCCGUGCUACAGCUCGCUGCACGGCGCCUCGGAGAUUGUCUCGCCGAGCGUCCCCUCUCCACGCCCCCCUGAGCGUCGCCACAAGGACCGGCCGCAGCACGGCCCGCGAAAGGCCGCCGAGCCCAGCGCGAUGAGCGGGCCCCUGGAGAGGAUGCGCGGAGGCAAGAAGCACUGGAAGUGCCUGUGGUUCGUGGUGCGGGACCGCGUGCUCUACACCUACCGCACCAGCCAGGACGCGGCGCCGUGUGAGACGCUGCCGCUGGACGAGCUCACGGUGACGGUGCCGGUGCUGCCCCCGGCGCCGCACGCGGCUCACCCGACCUUCCAGCUGCUGCAGCGCGGGCGCGCCGUGUUCACGUUCCGGGCGCCCGACACCGACACGGCGCAGAGGGCAGCCGUUGAAACAGCGGGCCCGAGAACGUGGGUGGAGGCCCUGCAGGAGGAGUUCCUGUAGCUAACGCCGGCACCACCACCCGCGCCGCAGCCACCGCCCGGGGCUCCGCCCUCGCCGCCGUCUCUACGGCCACCGGCGCGUUCCUCGCCGCCGCGACCAGGGGGCUCUC
Petromyzon marinus (sea lamprey) is the source of this 5173-nucleotide messenger RNA. RefSeq names its product FYVE, RhoGEF and PH domain-containing protein 5-like. The record is from RefSeq and is a predicted model, not a curated record. Gene Ontology annotation, cellular component: cytoplasm. Lineage: Eukaryota; Metazoa; Chordata; Hyperoartia; Petromyzontiformes; Petromyzontidae. Gene Ontology annotation, molecular function: guanyl-nucleotide exchange factor activity; metal ion binding.